This is a messenger RNA of Fusarium odoratissimum NRRL 54006, 11808 nucleotides long. RefSeq lists its product as uncharacterized. The coding region runs from base 1 to 11808 and encodes 3935 amino acids. Gene Ontology annotation, biological process: secondary metabolite biosynthetic process; fatty acid biosynthetic process. The transcript has 10 exons. NCBI's taxonomy places the organism in Eukaryota, Fungi, Ascomycota, Sordariomycetes, Hypocreales, Nectriaceae. The record is from RefSeq and is a predicted model, not a curated record. Gene Ontology annotation, molecular function: fatty acid synthase activity; phosphopantetheine binding; 3-oxoacyl-[acyl-carrier-protein] synthase activity.
AUGUCUGACAACGAGCCAAUUGCCGUCAUCGGCAGCGCAUGCCGCUUCCCAGGAGAUUCCUCCUCCCCCUCCAAGCUCUGGGAUCUCCUCAAAGCCCCCCGCGAUUUGUUGACCAAAGUCCCCUCUAACCGCUACAACGCUGAUGCUUUCUACCACGCCGACUCCAAGCACCACGGCACCACCAAUGUGCGCCACUCGUACUUCCUCAACGAGGACCCCGCCAGCUUCGACAAUAACUUCUUCAACAUCCAGCCCGGCGAGGCUGAGGCUAUCGAUCCCCAGCAGAGACUGCUCAUGGAGGUUGUGUAUCAGGGCCUCUGCGCUUCUGGGCAGACUAUUGAGGGGCUUCGUGGGUCGUCUACUUCUGUUUAUGUUGGUGUUAUGUGUGAUGAUUGGAACGGUAUUCUCACCCGUGAUUUGGAGGUGUUUCCGCAGUAUGGUGCUACAGGUAUGGCGAGGAGUAUCAUGUCGAAUCGUAUCUCGUACUUUUUUGACUGGCAUGGGCCGUCUAUGACGAUUGAUACGGCUUGUUCUUCGAGUUUGGUAGCUGUUCAUCAGGCUAUUCAGACUUUGAGAAGUGGAGAGUCGGAAGUCGCCAUUGCAGCUGGAGCCAAUCUCAUUCUCACCCCAGGUAUGUAUGUCGCUGAGAGCAAGCUGUCCAUGUUGUCCCCAUCAGGUAGGUCCAAAAUGUGGGAUCAAGACGUAAACGGCUACGCCCGAGGCGAAGGCAUCGCCGCCGUCGUCCUCAAGCCUCUCAGCGCCGCGAUCCGCGACAACGACCACAUCGACUGUAUCAUCCGCGCCACAGGCGUCAACCAAGACGGUCGCACCCCUGGUCUUACCAUGCCCAGCGCCACAGCCCAAGCAGACCUCAUCCGCAGCACGUAUACCCGCGCGGGUCUCGAUAUCAACAAGCCCGAGGACCGGCCUCAAUUCUUCCACGCCCAUGGUACAGGAACACCCGCUGGUGAUCCCCGUGAAGCUGAAGCUAUCUACCGGGCGUUCUACUCGGACGUUAAGGAUGAUAAGCUUUAUGUUGGGUCGAUCAAGACUGUGCUGGGGCAUACCGAGGGUACGGCUGGGCUUGCGAGUUUGAUUGGGACGGCGCUCGCAAUUCAGAACAAGACUAUUCCGCCGAAUAUGCACUUUGAUGUUUUGAAUCCAAAGAUCAAGCCGUUCUAUGAUAACUUGGAGGUUCCGACUAAGGCUAUUGCUUGGCCUGAGACGCAUCAGGGACAACCUCGACGAGCUAGCAUUAACAGCUUUGGUUUUGGUGGUACCAAUGCUCAUGCCAUUAUCGAGGCCUACGAGCCCAGCACUACUGAGAACACCCCUGGUCCACUGUUCAGCCCAUUGAUCUUUUCCGCUUCAUCCGAGCCAUCUCUGCGAUCUCUACUCUCAUCUUACUCAGAGUAUCUCAAAUCCAACCCAGGGCUAUCUCUGAAAGACCUCGCAUACACUCUUCAAACAAGACGCUCGACCCUCGCCUAUCGCGUCGCCAUCACAGCUUCCUCCACAGAAGACGCCUACACCCAGCUCGACGCCAUCGAAAACGGUGAACAAGCCAGUACCAUCGGUGUUCGCCAGGUCAGCAAGGCCUCACCCAAGAUCAUGGGUGUCUUUACAGGUCAGGGAGCGCAAUGGCCACGAAUGGGCGCGAGACUUGUCGAAGAGUCUGCAUUCGCGUCAAAGCGACUUUCUGAGCUUGACGAGGCAUUGUCAAGUCUUCCCAAGGAUGAUCGACCUUCUUGGACUCUGCGGGAGAUGAUUCUUGCGGAUUCCAAGUCCUCGAGGAUCGCUGAGGCUGCUAUUUCUCAGCCUUUGUGCACUGCUGUCCAGGUUGUUUUGGUUGAUCUUCUUCGACAGGCUGGUGUUGAGCUCUCUGGUGUUGUUGGCCAUUCUUCUGGUGAGAUUGGAGCUGCUUAUGCGGCUGGUCUCCUUACAGCACGAGAUGCCAUCCGAGUCGCCUAUUACAGGGGUCUCUACGCCAAGCUCGCUCAAUCUCCUAACGGUUGCAAGGGCGCCAUGAUGGCUGUUGGAACUACCUUCGACGACGCAUCAGAGUUCUGUGAGCUCGACGCUUUCCAAGGUCGAAUCCAAGUCGCCGCCAGAAACUCUUCCUCCAGCAUCACUCUGUCCGGUGACGAGGAUGCUAUCGUCGAGGCCAUCGAGACCUUCAAAGACGAAGGCAAGUUCGCUCGUCAAUUGAAGGUCGACACAGCUUAUCACUCGGCUCAUGUCCUGCCAUGCGCCAAGCCAUACCUCGAAGCCAUGGAGAGAUGCCAGAUCGAGAGCGCUACUCCCACUGCGACAAAGUGGUACUCCAGUGUUCAUGAUGGCCAGGUCAUGACUGCUGAGCUACUUACUCCCCAGUAUUGGGCCGAUAACAUGACCAGCGCUGUACUGUUUUCUCCUGCUGUAGAACACGCCUGGCAGGAAGGUGGCCCGUAUGACCUGAUCAUUGAAAUUGGUCCUCAUCCAGUACUCAAGACUCCCUGCCUUGACACACUCGAAGACAUGAUCGGAGAUCGACCUCCUUACUCUGGUGUCCUGGGUCGCGGCAAAGAUGACAUUCAGCAAUUCUCCAACGGUCUUGGCUUUAUCUGGACUCAACUCGGUGCAGGAUCAGUUACCUUUGAGCGCUUCGAGAAGGUCGCAUCCGACUCCAAGACUGUCCCUUCUUUCAUCCAUGACCUCCCCAACUAUCCCUUCGACCACGCAAGACAGUUCAUGUCCAUGUCGAGGGUAUCUGGAUGGUACAACAGCAUGCGGGAAGCUCCUCAUCCCAUUCUGGGAAGACGAUGCCAUGAUCGCGAGACAUCACAGACGAUUCAUUGGCGCAACGUUCUGAACCCCAAGGAGAUCCCUUGGCUGCACGGUCAUCAGAUCCAGGGGCAGAUCAUCUUCCCUGCUACUGGGUAUAUCUCUAUGGCUGUUGAGGCUGUCAAUAUCAUCGCGGAGUCAAAUCUCGGGCUUGUCACCAUUGAGGAUCUUCGCGUUGGUCGAGCCCUUGCUUUCAGCGAUGAUGACGCAAGUGUCGAGUCGACGUUUGACCUGCGAAUCAUCAGCCGCUCUGAAAAGGAGAUUGAAGCUGAGUUCUCAUGUUACUCCGGCCAUCCUCAGAAUCACACGACAAGCAUGGUUCUGAACGCAACUGCUCGCGUCAAGGCUUCCCUCUCUGCACCAACCCCUCACGAACUCCCAAACAUCAAAGUCGACGAGUUUAAUCUUCGUGAGGUUGAAGUUGAUAGAUUCUACGACUUCCUCGGUCGUCUUGGAUACAACUACUCCUGGCCCUUCCACGGUACCACCAAUAUUCGCCGAAAAGCAAACUAUGCGACAGGUACUCUGGAGGAUCAGUCUGGUUCAGAGUGGGAAGAUCAACUCCUCGUUCACCCUGGCAUGCUGGAUACUGCUCUCCAGACCACCUUCGUCGCGCUCUGCUGUCCAGGUGAUCAGCGCAUGUGGGCUCUUCACUUGCCUACGAGCUUCCGCUCCAUCGUCAUCAACCCCUACUUCACCUCUGCCGGUAUCGGAAAGCAGAAGAGCUUCCAGUACCAGUCCGUCGCUAUCGAGGAGACGAAGGCCUCCAAGAUCGUUGUUGAACUGGACUUGCUCUCUGAAGAGACUGGCGAUACCUUCCUCCAGAUCGAAGGCAUGGAGAUCGUUCCUUUCUCGCCUGCCACUCCAGAGAACGACGCCGUUUUGUUCUCUCGCUUUGACUAUAGACUUGCCAACCCUGAUGGUGAACUCACGGCUGCUGAGUAUUGUUUCAGAGAUGAAGAUUACAAGAUAGCUCUCGACUCUGAGCGCAUUGCCUUCUACUACCUUCGUCGUCUUGUUGAGACUAUUACUCCUGAGGAGAAGGCCAAUACUCUUCCUCACUACCAAUAUCUUUUAGAUUGGGCGGCACAUGUUGUCUCUCAGGUCAUCAACGGGCGCAAUCCUCACGUCCCCUCGAAUGCUCAGAAGGAUACCCAUGAGGACAUUCAGAAAACCAUCAAGAAGCGCUAUGAAGCUGUUGACGUUCGUCUUCUCGAAUCAGUCGGCGAGAAUCUCCCUCAGGUCAUUCGCGACAGCGGCAACAUUCUCGAGCAUAUGACAAAGGAUAAUAUGCUUGACGAUGUUUACGAGGACGGCUUUGGUCUUGAUCUUGUGAACAAGUACAUCGCGCACAUGACAGCUCAGAUCGCACACCGAUACCCUCGCAUGAACAUCCUCGAGAUUGGUGCCGGAACCGGUGGUGUAACCCGAGAGAUCCUCCCCCGUCUGGGUUCAGCGUUCUCAACAUACACCUACACCGACGUCUCGGGCGGUUUCUUUGACACAGCCCAAGAGCGCUUCAAGGACUUCGCCGACCGCAUGAUCUUCAAGACCUUUGACAUGAACAUGAGCCCUGGCUCUCAAGGCUUCACCGAAGGAACAUACGAUCUCGUCCUCGCUUCCAACGUUCUCCACGCCACUUCCGAGCUAGAAGAGAUGAUGAAGCAUGUCAGAAGUUUCCUCAAGCCUGGUGGUUUCCUCAUCAUUCUUGAGACCGUCAAUAACGACUGUUUACGUGUUGGGCUACCUAUGGGUGGUCUUCCUGGCUGGUGGCUUGGUGUAGAGGAUGGUCGACGAUGGGGUCCUACCCUUACCCUGCCGCAGUGGGAUUCUUUGCUUUGGAAGUGUGGUUUUGGUGGUAUUGAUACUACUACGCCGCCUGUUCACAAGAUCCUUCCUGGGCAUGUCUUCUGUGCUCAGGCUCUUGAUGAGCGUAUAGAGAUUCUGCGAUCGCCCUUGAACCAUCUCUCUAAUCUUCCUGAGACCAAGUCUACAGAUCUAGCCAUCGUUGGCGGAGAGACACUCAAGGUUCAUAGGAUAUGCGAGCAGAUUUCUCGACGCCUCAAGCCCAAGUACACCAACAUCGCACGUUUCAACUCUAUUGAGGAGCUCAACACCAAUGGCCUUGCAGACUCUUGCACUGUCCUGUCUCUCACCGAACCCGACGAGCCAGUGUUUGCCAACUUGACGUCUGCCAAGUUCGAGGCUCUGAGGACCUUGUGGAAACAGGGCGGAAGCAUCCUUUGGGUUACUUCAGGUGCCAGAGCUGAGAACCCUCACUCUUACAUGACCACUGGAGUCGGUCGCUGCAUGCGCUUCGAGUACCCCAACAUCACCCUUCAAGCCCUCGACAUCAAGACAAUGACCGACCGUACUCCCGAGCUCAUUGCAGACCAUCUUUUGAGACUGGAGCUAUUGGAUAAGUGGUCCAAGGAGCUUCGCUCAGAGGAGUUGCUCUGGUCUUUGGAACCUGAGAUCUACAUUGAGGAUGACACCAGUAUCGUUCCACGACUGUAUCCCUAUGAUUCUGGAAACGCGCGAUACAACGCCGAUCGCCGCAAUGUCAUCAAGGAUGCGAACCUUGAGAUUGACAAGGUUGUGUUUUCUGAGAGUGAGGGCAAGUGGGAGGUGCAGCAUGCUUCUCCUCUUCAUAUUCCUGAGGGAUUGCCCUUCUCUGCUAAGAUGAAGACCAUUCGCAUCACGCAUUUCUCGCCUGCUACUGUCAACGUUACUCCGGGUGUUAGCUUGAUGGCUUGCGUUGGUGUCGACACAGCUUCUAGCGAGCGAGUUCUCGCUGUCACUCACAUCGCGGAGUCUCCCGUUUCUGUCCCAACGGAUUGGUGCAUUCCCCUCGGAGAACUCGAUGCAGCUGAUACGCUAGCCAACGUCUCAGUUUUCCUGAUUGCCUCUAGCAUCCUCAAGCAUGUGGCCGCCGAGGAGACUAUUGUCGUCCAUGACGCUCCCUCUCAUCUUGCUUCUGCCUUGGAGGGUCUCGCUGAGGAAGCAUCUGUCACUGUCUUCUUCACCACUUCCGACAAGGCCAACACGAAGGGAUGGAAGUAUAUCGACAGCCACUUGCCUGAGCGUGUCAUCAAGGGAGUUAUUCCUAAGUCAGCCACCAAGUUCAUCAGCUUAUCGCAGGACGUCAAUGCGAAGGAUACUGGUCGAGUCAUCUCUGCAUGCCUCCCUCGAUACUGCGAGACCAUUAACGCAGAGCGGCUCUUUGCAUCAGGCAAGGACAUUCGCCAGUCCGUGUCCAAGGAAGAUGUUUCCAUUGUCUUCAACCGAGCUUUCUAUGAGGCCAAGUCGCUCUCAAGCACAGCUAUUGACGCAAGCCUGAUCUCCCUGAAGGACAUAUCUGGUGUCACUGCAGCUGAAGUCCGCUUCGCUGUCGUUGACUGCACUGAAUCUUCCAUCAAGGCCUCUAUUCAUCCUAUCGACGAUGGAAGGAUCUUCCAGGCUGACAAGACCUUCCUUCUCGUUGGUCUAUCAGGUGAGCUUGGUCAGUCUCUUUGCAAGUGGAUGGUCAAGCAAGGAGCUCGAAGCAUUGUGCUUACCAGUCGUCACCCUAACGUAUCUCAACACUUCCUUGGCGAAAUGGCUACUAUGGGCGCUACAGUCAAGGUUCUCCCGAUGGACGUAACCGAUCGCGACUCACUCCACGCAUGUGUCGACACCGUCAAGCAGACCCUUCCUCCUAUCGCAGGUGUCGUCAACGGUGCCAUGGUCCUUCGAGACGCGCUCUUUGACAAAAUGUCCUACGAAGACUUCAUGAAGGUUCUUAGACCCAAGGUCCUAGGCUCCCAGCUCCUCGACGAGAUGUUUUACGACACACCCCUCGACUUCUUCAUCUUCUUCUCCUCCACCACCGCCGUCAUGGGCAACAGCGGUCAGAGCAACUAUAUCGCCGGCAACAUGUUCAUGAAUGCCCUCGCAGCACAGCGCAAGAAGCGCGGUGUCGCCGCUUCUUCCAUUGAUAUCAGUUCCAUCAUUGGUCUAGGCUACGUCGAGAGGGCUGAAGAUCUGAGUGAGGAUACUUUUAUCAAGAUGGGCUACAGGCCCAUGUCGGAACAGGAUCUUCAGAAGCUGUUUGCUGAGGCUAUUGUUCUUGGAAGACCCGAGUGCGAUGAGGUUUGUGAGCUUGUGACGGGUGUUACACCUAUCUAUGAGGAUGCUCAGGCUGGUGAUCAGUACUUGAAGGAUGUCAAGUUUGGGCACUUCCUUAUGGAGCAUUUGGAUACACAGGCUUAUGCUGGAAAGACGUCUACUGUGCCUGUGAGAGUACAGUUGGCUGAUGUCAAGACCAGAGUUGACGCCGUGGCUAUCAUCAAAGAUUCCUUCAUUAUUCGACUCCGACGUGUUUUGGCUGUUGGCCCAGAUGAGAUCAUCAACGAGAAGGUCACCCUCGUCGAACAAGGUGUUGACUCUUUAAUGGCUGUCGAAAUCCGCUCGUGGUUCAUCAAAGAACUCGACGUUGACAUUCCCGUCCUCAAGAUCCUCGGUGGGAUGUCCGUUCCCGAUCUCAUCGAAGAAUCCCUCAAUCUCAUCUCCGACUCCAUCCUCGACGUAUCAUCUCUCGAAGCAGGCAGCGCACCAACCUCUCAACCCCCCAAUCCCACCCUCCAAAUAGCCCGCGUCACACCCCCCGAGAGCUCCCACGGCACAAGCGACGAGAGCAAGCAGCAAACCGGCUCUGAUUCCUCCCGCUCGCCAAUCGACACGCCCUUGACGUCAAUGGAGAGCCAAGAACCUGCCAAAUCGGAAGACAGUACGGACAACUCCACUCCCCUAAAGACCUUUCCUAACGAGCUGUCCAGCAUCAUGUCCUACGGUCAAGCAGGCUUCUGGUUUCUAAACGACUACCUCGUCAACAAGAGGGCGUUCAACAUGGCCGUCAUGUUGAAGCUCACGGGCCAGAUUCGCGUGCAGGCUUUGGAGAAGGCUGUGAAUCUUGUUGCGGAACGGCAUGAGAUUUUGAGGACGAGGUUCUUUUGGAGUGAUGAUGGUGAUGAGAGGACACCUUUACAGGGUAUUAACCCAGCGGAUCUAAAGUUGACGACGAAGAAAGUUGUUGACGAGGGAGAAGCUGAGAUGGAGUUGAAGAAGCUUCAUGAUGAGGAGUGGGAUUUGAGUGGUGGUGAAGGAGUCAAGAUCACUUUACUGUCGUUAUCGCAUAAUGUUCAUUUUCUUUUGUUGGGUAUGCAUCACAUUUACAUUGACGGAUACAGCUUCAGUGUGUUCUUCAAGGACCUUGAAGUUGCUUACACAAAACACACGCUCCCUUCUCUUCCAGUUGAGUCACAGUAUCGAUCUUUUGCACUUCAGCAACGACAGAUGUAUGCGAAUGGCGAUCUCACCAAGUCUAUUGAGUACUAUCGACGAAGCUUCCCCAAAGAGUUCACGCCUGUCGGACUCUUCCCCUUCGCUCUCACGCCUGCGAGACAGUUCGCCAACGACUAUUCUCAACAUGAGGCCAAGAUGAGUAUUGAUCCAGAACUCGCUACCAAGGUUCGACAACUCGCUCGCGUCAAUCGCUCAACUUCAUUCCACGUCUACCUCGCGGCCUUGGAACUUCUUCUCUUCACACUUAUCCCCAGCGCAGAGGAAGUCUUCAUCGGUAUCGCCGAUGCCAAUCGCGGCGACAAGAAGUUCAUGGGCAGUCUCGGCUUCUUCCUAAACCUCCUCCCUCUGCGCUUUGGGCGAAAGAGGCGCGGUACUCAACUCAGCUCAAUCAUCCAGACUGCCCGCGACACAGCAUACGGAGCACUUCAACACUCCCAACUGCCAUUCGAUGUUCUUCUUCGAGAGUUGAACGUUCCGAGAUCUGAUAAGUACACGCCUAUCUUCCAGGUCUUCAUGGACUAUAGACAGGUUGUUCAGGAGCGUUCGUCGUGGGGAGGUUGCAAGCUCCAUGGUGAGAAGUGGCAUAAUGCUGGCACGGGAUAUGACAUUGCUUUGGAGGUUACGGAGAACAUCACCACGGAUACUCUUUUGAGUAUGAGACUUCAGAAGCAGCUUUACUCUGAGGAGCACACUGCUCUUCUUCUUCGGUCGUAUUUGAGUGUGCUGGAGUACAUGGUCCAAGGGACUAACAAGGCUGCUGAUGCUGCGCCGGCUUGGUCGAAGGAUGAUCUCCAGGUUGCGUUAGAUGCCGGAAAAGCACCCGAGUUCCUACCAAAGUGGCAUUCAACCAUCAGUCAUCACAUCGACCAGAUCAUCCAGGCCAACGCUACCAAAGUCGCUCUCAAGGACGGCGGCGGCACUGUGCUCACGUAUGAGCAAAUGGGCAAGCGGAUCGAUUCCAUUGCUCAGGCUCUCGUCGACGCUGGAACUACGCAAGGCACAGUAGUCGGAGUCUUCCAAGAACCCUCCUCCAACUGGAUCUGCUCUCUUCUCGCCAUCUUCAAAGCUGGAGCAGUCUACGUUCCUCUCGAUCUACGCAACUCCAUCCCUCGUUUGACUAGCAUCGUCAAAGCCUCUCGGCCUUCGCUUAUCAUCACGGAUCACACGACUGAUGACAAGAUUGAGCUCAUUGGUGCCAAGUUCAUCACCAAGCUUCAACUAUCCAAGUUGGUCGAUCAGGAGUUCAAGGAGCCGAACCGCGCUAAGACUGGAUCCCUUGCUGUUAUUCUCUUCACUAGCGGCUCUACCGGUGAACCCAAGGGUCUCAUGAUGACGCAUACCAAUCUCAUGUCCUACGCCGAAGUCUCAAGCAAGACCUUCUCCAAACCUGAUGAGAAUCUCGUGGUCCUGCAGCAGAGUCCGUUCAGCUUUGACUUUUCACUUGAUCAGACCAUGGCUGCCUUGGCGAACGGUGGCUGCCUCUGCAUCGUGCCUGCGAGUAAGAGAGGUGAUCCCGAUGAGAUCAGCAAGAUCAUGGUCAAAGAGAGCGUUACUUACACUACUGCCACACCUUCUGAGUAUGAUUUGUGGCUGCGAUACAGUACCAGUACUCUACGACAAUGCACUUCGUGGAAGUACGCUUUCUCUGGCGGCGAGGCGAUGAGCCACAAACUAGCCCGCGAGUUCGGAACCUUGAACUUGGCGAACCUUCACGUCUUCAACGGGUAUGGACCAGCUGAGACGACAAUCCUCUCACAUCGCAUCGACCUCAAGUACACGGACCCUGAGCUUCCUGACCCGCUUCCCGCAGGUUAUCCCAUGCCUGGUUUUUCAAUCUGCAUCGUCGAUGAGAAGAUGCGGCCUGUUCCUCUUGGUGUGCAGGGUGAGAUUGUCCUCGGUGGUCCAUGUAUCGUCUCUGGUUAUCUCAACAUGUCUGACUCCACCAAAGACAAGUUCUUGCCGGAUACCUUCUUCGGAACUAGUGGAAAGGUAUACCGCAGUGGAGAUCGUGGGCGUCUAUGCCACGAUGGUUUGCUGUUCUGCGACGGUCGUCUUGAAGGCAGCAACAUGAUCAAACUUCGAGGUUUCCGCGUUGAAUUGGAUGAAGUGGAAAAGACUAUCAUCAGUCACUCUUCUGGUGCACUUUCUCACGCUGUCGUAACUCUCCGAGGCAGUGAGGAAGGUCGCUACCUAGCAGCCCAUGUUGUCUUUGCUCCCGAAUUCCCAGAGCACAAUCGAGAAAGCAUCAUGAAAGCGCUCCGCCAAACCCUUCCUCUUCCUCCCUACAUGCGCCCUUCCGUCUUCCAGAUCCUCGCCGACAUUCCGCGAACAGCUCAUCUCAAGAUCGACAGAAAGGCCAUUCAAGAAAUGCCCGUCCAGGUCUCCGAUUCUCACGACUCCGGCACUUUGACCAUCGCUGAACAUAGACUGAGUGAGCUUUGGCGUCGAGUCUUGCCUCUCGAUCCUGGUUCUCUUUCUCCCGAGUCUGACUUCUUCCUCAUUGGAGGAAACUCUAUUCUUUUGGUGAAGCUACAGGCGUUGUUGAGGCAGACAUUUGAGACUGCGCCUAAGCUUGUUGCGCUUAUGGGUGCUAGUACGCUUGGUGCUAUGGCUGUUGUUCUUGAGAACUGUGGAUCUGUUGGUGUCAUCGACUGGGACAGAGAGACUGCGCUGCCAGAUGAUCUUCGAGCUGCUGCGACGCUGCGCACAGUCAGCAAGACAAAAGACACCACGGUGCUUCUCACUGGCUCGGCGGGAUAUCUCGGUCGUCAUCUUCUGCCAGCGCUCGUCAAGGACUCUCGAGUCACACGAGUUCAUUGUCUGGUCCGUUCCAUGAACAACGAGAAACUGAGUCACAGUUCCAGCACAAAAGUCCGAGUUAUUGAGAGCGACGUGUCCAAGCCCAAUCUUGGCCUUUCCGACUCAACUUACUCCCGCCUUGCUGAUGAAACAGACGUCAUCAUUCACUGCGCAGCCAACAGAUCCUUCUGGGACAGAUACGAAGUUCUCAGGCCGGACAACGUGGAUUCGGUGAAAGAGUUGGCCAAGCUCGCCGCUGCUUCUGGUCGCUCGACCCCGUUGCACUUUUUGUCAUCAGGAGCUGUGAAGAUGUAUGAUGGAGAUGGUGCUACACCACCGACUGAUGGUAGUGACGGUUAUGUGGCUACCAAGUGGGCUUCGGAGACAUUCCUGCAAAACGCAGCUGGUUCAAUUGGUCUUCCCAUCUACACUCACCGUCCCACCGUGAGCAGCACGUCGCAAACUAAGACAGACCAAGCCUCAAUCAUCAACGAACUCAUCAGCAUCGUCAAGUCCCUUGGCGUCCGACCAUCUUUCGAAGGAGUCACCGGCUCAGUGGAUGUACUGCCAAUUGGCGACAUUGUCAUGGCCAUCCAGGACUCUGUCCUGAGCUCGAGUGCUGGUGGAGAGGGAUACAACAUUGUGCAACAUGAAGCACAUCAACGUGCUUUCGUGGAGGAUUUCGCAGCUGUGGUGCGUUCUGACGAUACUUUAAACAAACUUCCUAGUAUUUCUAUCUUAGACUGGUUUGGUAAGGCGAAGAAGGCUGGUUUUUCUUAUUUCCUUGCGUCUCAGGAUUUGGUCAUGGGUUCAGGCGAGGGUCACUUGGUUUCAAGGCGUUGA